Messenger RNA from Amphiprion ocellaris (clown anemonefish), 3619 nucleotides. Its product is annotated as protein TsetseEP-like. The transcript is spliced from 3 exons. The record is from RefSeq and is a predicted model, not a curated record. NCBI's taxonomy places the organism in Eukaryota, Metazoa, Chordata, Actinopteri, Pomacentridae. The coding region runs from base 1086 to 2252 and encodes 388 amino acids.
GGCUGUGUUAUUUUAUCUGAUUCCAUUUUGUUGUUUUUCACAGUAAAGAUCAGGGGUGUCAAACUCAUUUUAGUCUAGGGACCACAUAAACCCAAUCUGAUCUCCAGUGGACCCCACCAGUAAAAUCACAGCAUAAUAACCUAUAAAUAACCAAAAACUCCAACUUUUCCCCUUUGUUUUAGUUUAAAAAAAAGUACAUUCUGAAAAUGUUCACAUUUAAUGAAGUAUCUUUUAACAAAAUAUUAUGAACCUGAAAUUUCUUAAGGAAAACAAGUUCAAUUUCAACAGUAGCCUAUUAUGCCUCAGUUCAUCAUUCACACAUGCAUUGUAACUGCCAGAUAACAGUUUAUCUACAAAAACACAAAACAUUCAGUCACAGGUAUCUGCAACUGAACAAUCUAGUAUUUUACUUCAUGAUCAGAACAACUUGUCAAGUUCUAGAAAUUAUUUUAAAUUUACAGUUUUACAAAUCUACAAUUUACAGUUAAUGUUGUUGUAAUUUUUAUCAUUUGUAAAGUCGUCCCGCGGGCCGAAAUGGACCGUCUGGUGGGCCGGUUUUGGCCCACAGGCCGUAUGUUUGACAUUGCUGGUAAAAAUAAUCGGAGGAGAUGAGCCGAGUACGUGACGUGAUCAAGUACGCUGGUGUUCUGACUGCACAUUAACGAUGCGUUCUCCCGUUCUCUGGAGUCUGUACUUCGGCGUCUGAACGGCCAGUGCAUGUACCAUAGAUAUAUACAGAAGAUCAUUAUUAUUAUUAUUAUUUAUAUCUAUGGCAUAUACAGUCUAUGGGGCCAGCACAAUUUCAGUAUUGUUGUACGCCGCGAAAAACAGGCCGACGUUAAAACAAUAGUUCAGCUAAUUAGUUCCGUGUUGAAGGACCUUUUCCUCCCAGUCGCCCGCGCCCCCCCGACAUGCCUCUGUGCCCCCCAGGGGGGCGCGCCCCACUAUUUGAGAAACACUGCUUUAAGGAAUGCUGCGUCACUGACGUCAUCACGUUAGAGUUGCUCGUCCAAUCACACGCGUCGUCUCGCAAGAACCGCGCGAUACACGAACAGACAAAGAAGUCGUCUUUGUGAGUUUCUACAAUGGCGGCCCGGUAUCACCAGUCCGACUCACCACAAACUCCUCGCAUAGAACAGCCUGGACAUGACCGACUGGUUCCAGUCAGACCCGCGACAGACACUGAGAAGAAACUGUUGAGCGUUAUCAGCAGACUGUCUGGCCAGAGAGGACCGCUGGAGGAGAUGCUGGAGGAGAAGCCGGAGGAGAAGCCGGAGGAGAUGCCGGAGGAGAUGCCGGAGGAGAAGCCGGAGGAGAAGCCGGAGCAGAAGCCGGAGGAGAUGCCGGAGCAGAAGCCGGAGGAGAUGCCGGAGGAGAAGCCGGAGGAGAAGCCGGAGGAGAUGCCGGAGGAGAAGCCGGAGGAGAAGCCGGAGCAGAAGCCGGAGGAGAAGCCGGAGGAGAAGCCGGAGCAGAAGCCGGAGGAGAAGCCGGAGGAGAUGCCGGAGGAGAUGCCGGAGGAGAAGCCGGAGGAGAUGCCGGAGGAGAAGCCGGAGGAGAUGCCGGAGGAGAAGCCGGAGGAGAAGCCGGAGGAGAAGCCGGAGGAGAUGCCGGAGGAGAAGCCGGAGGAGAAGCCGGAGCAGAAGCCGGAGGAGAAGCCGGAGCAGAAGCCGGAGGAGAAGCCGGAGGAGAUGCCGGAGGAGAAGCCGGAGGAGAAGCCGGAGCAGAAGCCGGAGGAGAUGCCGGAGGAGAAGCCGGAGGAGAAGCCGGAGGAGAUGCCGGAGGAGAAGCCGGAGGAGAUGCCGGAGGAGAAGCCGGAGGAGAAGCCGGAGGAGAUGCCGGAGGAGAAGCCGGAGGAGAUGCCGGAGGAGAAGCCGGAGGAGAAGCCGGAGGAGAUGCCGGAGGAGAUGCCGGAGGAGAAGCCGGAGGAGAUGCCGGAGGAGAACCUGGAGCAGAAGCCGGAGGAGAUGCUGGAGCAGAAGCCGGAGGAGAAGCUGGAGCAGAAGCCGGAGGAGAUGCUGGAGAAGCCGGAGGAGAAGCUGGAGGAGAAGCCGGAGGAGAUGCUGGAGGAGAAGCCGGAGGAGAUGCUGGAGGAGAAGCUGGAGGAGAAGCUGGAGGAGAGGAUAGCCGCCAUGGAAGCCAAAUUAAACACUUUCUCCAGCGGCGAGGAAAUUCAGCGGAAAAGAGGAGAGCACAGUCCUAAAAUUGCUGUAAGAAUAUAUUCCAUUUGUAGGAUAUUUUUAGUGAGUUUUUAGCACAAUGCUCUGAAUUGACAGAUGGUUUGAGAGAGACGUGAAAGAAGCCAUCCAUGUCAAAGUGGAGAAGCCAUCUCUGAAAAGGAGGGGUGGUCUGUGACAUCAUCUUUCACCAUUUUACAAUCAGGUCCUUUCAAAACUCCCCAAAAGAACUACUCAGCAGAAUGACUCAGGUGAGGUGGUUCAUGCUAACGACCACCAUUAGCAUACGAGGGCUCAGUGAAACUCGCAUUUCAACGACCCCCUUUGUCACUCCCUGGCUCCCAACGACCAUCGUUGAGGAGCCAGGUGGGCCUUGGCAAUGGUCGUCAGAAUGUGAAUAACACUGACCACACCUCACAGAGGUUAUAAGCUGAGGCAACAUCAACCACCACCAGAACUGAAGAAGCCUCUUGGAUGAGAGGUGAAACGUCUUCAAGGAACCUUCUUAAAGUCCAGUUGGAUUGAUGUAAACAACUUUGGAUAACUGAAUUGGUAACGUUAAGCAGUGAUAGCAUGUAGUCCUCCAUCUUUGUUAACAAACGUGACUUUAUUUUGCCUUUUUGUACUUUUAGGGACAAGGGUGAGACUGUUUAUUCUGUUUUCUUUUUCGUUUCUUUUUUGUGAGAAAAUGUUUACUGUAAGCAUGUAUAAUAAUUGUCAGCUGAAUGCACACAAUUAAAUUGUUGUACUGUAGAUUGUAAACCAUUCAUGCAUCCAUUCAAAUUGUGUCUGCUAAUUUAAAACAGUUUUAAAUGACUUUACAGUUGACUCUGCAGUUAUUCUGCUGUGAGUAGUAAAUGAAUGUUCUGAUUUAUUUUCACAGACUGGGCUCACCUCACAAUGAGACAGUCAGGACAUAUUUAGUUAAAACUUUGGCUGAAGUCCAGAUGUGGAGGAUGUGGAGACAGACGUCCUUCUAUCUGAUUGUAAAAAGCAUUUUGAAACUCUACGGAGGAACUACCGCUACAGUCAACCCAACAUGGUGGAUCAGGCGGAGGCCAUGAAGUCUUCUGCCCCGAGUCGCCACAGAAGAAAGAGGCUGCUGGAUGCCAGGAAGACAGUCCUUGCUCCAGAUGAAGAGGACUUCUGGAAGGGCAUCACAGCUGACAUGAUGUCAGAUGAGGAGGACGGCAGCGUUGACGGGGUGCGUGGAUGGAUAGUGUGGCCUCCAUCCUUCCACAGCCAGGAUCCUUCCACAGCCAGGAGCUUGCCAACCUGUGUGCAGCCCUACAGGCUGGAGGCUGAUGUAAAGUACACAGCUCUACAUCACAGGUGUUUUUGCAAUGGACAGCUGUCUGAUAGACAUAAGUAUGACACGGCAGCAGCAAAGAGACAUUUUAAGCCAGAGCUGAUGCCUGAGACCAGCUCAGUGUGAGAGACCAACU